Arvicanthis niloticus (Nile rat) is the source of this 424-nucleotide messenger RNA. Lineage: Eukaryota; Metazoa; Chordata; Mammalia; Rodentia; Muridae. The record is from RefSeq and is a predicted model, not a curated record.
AGCAAGCGAGGUAGCGGCUGUUGGACCGGCAGGAGCAGAGCAAUGCCUAAAUCAAAGGAACUUGUUUCUUCAAGCUCUUCAGGCAGUGAUUCUGACAGCGAAGUUGAAAACAAGUUAAAGAGGAAAAAGCAAGUUGUUCCAGAGAAGCCUGUGAAGAAGCAGAAGCCUGGUGAGACUUCUAGAGCCCUGGCGUCCUCCAAGCAGAGCAGCGGAGAUGAUAACAUGUUCCAGGUUGGAAAGAUGAGAUACGUCAGUGUGCGGGACUUUAAAGGAAAAAUUCUAAUUGAUAUUAAAGAAUAUUGGAUGGACUCAGAAGGUGAAAUGAAACCAGGGAGAAAAGGUAUCUCUUUAAACAUGGAACAGUGGAGCCAGCUGAAGGAACAGAUCUCUGACAUAGAUGAUGCAGUAAGAAAGCUGUAAAAUC